Helianthus annuus (common sunflower) is the source of this 1527-nucleotide messenger RNA. RefSeq names its product vacuolar-processing enzyme. The record is from RefSeq and is a predicted model, not a curated record. The transcript is spliced from 9 exons. Lineage: Eukaryota; Viridiplantae; Streptophyta; Magnoliopsida; Asterales; Asteraceae. The coding region runs from base 8 to 1414 and encodes 468 amino acids. Gene Ontology annotation, molecular function: cysteine-type endopeptidase activity. Gene Ontology annotation, biological process: vacuolar protein processing.
UCCUAUCAUGGUUUUCCAACUCAAAUUGUUACUACUCAUUGUGUUUGUUGUACAGUUCUCUGCAGCUAAGCCGCCAAGCUUGGUCGAUACCUUCAGAUCAAUCAUCAAACCAAAAGCCGAUAGCACAACAUGGGCCGUUCUGGUAGCUGGUUCAAAAGAAUACUUUAACUAUCGUCAUCAGGCGGAUAUUUGCCAUGCAUAUCAAAUCUUGAAAAAAGGUGGGUUAAAGGAUGAAAACAUAAUUGUGUUCAUGUAUGAUGACAUCGCACAUGAUCCAGAAAAUCCACGGCCCGGUGUUAUAAUAAAUAGCCCCAACGGAUCAGAUGUGUACGCCGGUGUGCCAAAGGAUUAUACUGGCGAAAGUGUGACCUCCGCAAACUUCUAUGCUGUGCUUCUUGGCAAUAAAACCGCGGUGAAAGGCGGAAGUGGGAAAGUUGUAGCGAGCAAGCCUAAAGAUAGGAUCUUUGUGUAUUAUGCAGAUCACGGAGGCCCUGGAUUACUAGGCAUGCCUAACAUGAACACGUCGGACUACAUCUACGCUAAUGAUUUCAUCCAAGUUUUGAAAACAAAGCAUGCGGGUGGAACAUAUGAUAAGAUGGUGAUAUAUGUGGAAGCAUGUGAAAGUGGAAGUAUUUUCCAAGGUUUAUUACCAAAAAAUCUGAACAUUUAUGUGACCACUGCAUCAAAUGCAGACGAAAGUAGUUGGGGCACAUAUUGUCCGGGUUUGACCCCUCCGCCGCCUCCAGAGUUUAACACUUGCUUAGGCGACUUAUACAGCAUUUCAUGGAUGGAAGAUAGUGACUCAAAAGAUUUGACACAUGAAACCUUGCAACAACAAUACUUGAGGGUGAAGAAGAGGACUUUGAAUAACAAUUCAUCAGAAGGAUCUCAUGUAAUGCACUACGGUACCCUAAGCAUAAGAAAAGAGACUGUUUCAAAUUAUCAAGGUUCCGCUACUAGGAAAAUAUCCGCGGAUCCAUUCCAUACAUUUGACACCAUGGGUGUUAUCAAUCAAAGAGAUGUAGAUCUUUAUUUGAUGAGGCAAAAGUACGAGAGAUUAACAGACGGAACACAACAGAAGAAUGAUCUUCUCAAGAAAAUCAAGGAAAUAACGGCAUAUAGGGCACAUUUGGAUAGCAGUGUCAAUAUGAUCAAACGAUAUUUAUUAGGUAGCGGAGAUGGACCCGUGAGAGAUGAAGGAUCAGCCCUUGUGGAUGAUUGGGACUGUCUGAAAUUUAUGGUUCGAACAUUUGAGACGCACUGUGGAUCCUUGACUCAGUAUGGUAUGAAACAUACUCGAACAUUUGCGAACAUAUGCAACAGUGGUAUUACAAAGAAGGCUAUGGAUGAAGCUACAAAGAAGUCGUGUAGCUCGUUUAAAAAGGGGCAGUGGGAUCCUGCAACCUUCGGUUAGAUCGAACUCUUGAUCGGGAAGUGACAAGACCAUUAGACUAAUGGUAGAUUAAAGGAAGGAAUAAGUGGUCUGCUUUGUUAAUAGUUAAUGGAUUUUCAUUUGCAAUAAUAAUG